Messenger RNA from Rangifer tarandus platyrhynchus (Svalbard reindeer), 357 nucleotides. NCBI's taxonomy places the organism in Eukaryota, Metazoa, Chordata, Mammalia, Artiodactyla, Cervidae. The record is from the annotation of a GenBank genome assembly.
AUGCAGGACCUGGUCUGCUCUCUUCACUGCAGGGCAACCCCUGCCCUCUCCUCACUGUGCUCAGGAGCACCGCCUUCUUUGCGGUUCUCCAGUGCUGUCUUCUCUUCCUCCACUGCUCUUCUGUCACUUGUUCCCUCUGUGCCUUUCCCUGCUGCUUGGAGAGACUCACCUUUCGCAGGCUUCACAGGGCAGUUUCUGAGUUCUUUCCUCCCUGUGGCACAGGGAAGCUGUGGGGAGCAGCCAGCUCCAGCAGGCCGGGUGGGCCAGAGUCUUCUGCUCUCAGCCACUCGUGCCUUUGAGGGCAGGGCUGCUGCUCUUUGUAUGAAGUGCUGCUCCGUUUACUCUCCAGUUUCCUGA